UUUUGUUUUGCUAACCCAAAACACCGGGAUUUCAUCUCUGGCGUAAUCUUUUGCCGUUUCGAAUAAUCGCUCGUCAAUGUAGAACAUAUCUAGUCCACAAACGAAAAUCCUCCCCAAACCUUUUCACUGUUGGAGCGCGUGUAACAUUAUGUCCCAGCACUACAAGAACUUUCUCAGUCUUCUGGAGCGGUGGCCUGUUGACAAAAGCAAAGUGGGCCGCGAUUUAGGUCAAUAUUUGCGAGACCAGCUUACCGCCGUACUUGGUUCGUCCAACAUUGUUGCCGUAAAGGACGACCGGCUGCAGAAACAGUACCGCUCGUUGGAAAAUAUCGUGAACGACGUACACGCCAAUCAUUAUCCGCGCAGUUUAGUUUCGACCGCAACCGGACUUUCGGGCGAACAGUGCCGCGAAGUGCUAUCAACUGAGUUUCUACAGAUACUGCAGAAGAAACAUUAG
This is a messenger RNA of Anopheles moucheti, 457 nucleotides long. RefSeq names its product ubiquinol-cytochrome-c reductase complex assembly factor 2. The record is from RefSeq and is a predicted model, not a curated record. Gene Ontology annotation, biological process: mitochondrial respiratory chain complex III assembly. The transcript is spliced from 2 exons. Bases 149 to 457 code for a protein of 102 amino acids. Lineage: Eukaryota; Metazoa; Arthropoda; Insecta; Diptera; Culicidae. Gene Ontology annotation, cellular component: mitochondrial matrix.